This is a messenger RNA of Cryptococcus wingfieldii CBS 7118, 783 nucleotides long. RefSeq lists its product as hypothetical. Gene Ontology annotation, cellular component: nucleus. Lineage: Eukaryota; Fungi; Basidiomycota; Tremellomycetes; Tremellales; Cryptococcaceae. Gene Ontology annotation, molecular function: zinc ion binding; DNA-binding transcription factor activity, RNA polymerase II-specific. The coding region runs from base 1 to 783 and encodes 260 amino acids. The record is from RefSeq and is a predicted model, not a curated record. The transcript is spliced from 3 exons. Gene Ontology annotation, biological process: positive regulation of transcription by RNA polymerase II; aromatic amino acid catabolic process.
AUGCCCCCAGCGCCAACAAGACCCCCCAGCGGUAAGACACACGUCAGAGCGUACCAGGCAUGCCAGCCAUGCCGAAUCGCCAAGCUCAAGUGCAACCUGGGUGACCCAGAUGCCCCCCACGACCCCCCUUGCGAUCGAUGUCACAGGUCAGGCAGGCAGUGUGUCUUUGGCAAGCCGUAUUCCAGACCCAAAGGACUGGUCAGGAAAAAGAGGGAGAGUGAAAGCGUGGCCAAGUCCCCGGUGGCGUCCACAUCAUCAGCGACUUCAAGGCCGAGCGCACUGGACCGGAUACAUUCUAGCACUCCCCUCUCUCGUCAUCCAGCCUCUGACCAUGGCAUGUCACAAGAUUUUCGUUUUGUCCGCGGCGAGACUUUGGAAAAUCCCGCUGACGCUCUUCGCAUCCUGUAUGCGGCUGCCGAGUACGACGCCUCGCACGAGCGGUCAGAGAGUGCUACCAGUGGGGAGGGGCCGAGCCAGGCAGGUCUUUGGGCGAGGUGGAUACCAGUCAGAGAUGGGCUGCUCACAGCAGAGGAGGCGGCACUCUACAAGGACCACCUCAACCCAUGUCAUCCUGUGGUGCCCAAUGAGCUAUUCCAUUCCCAGAACUUUAGCUCCCUCCUUUCCGAGCCCAUCCUUCUGGCUGCUCUUGUCAGUACAGCAGCCAGAUACCUCGACCUCGGUCACUCUUUCGACGAGAAAGAGCCGCAACGAUCCAAUGUGAUUCAAGGAAAGUUGAUGAACUGGGUAUCGUCAAAGAUCGGUCUUUUGUCCAUGGGAGAGUGA